CCCCCCCCCACACACACACACACACAACUACCCGCUUCACUUGCACUCCUAUCCGCGAUACACCCUCUUGUCCUGGAAAAAGAGACGAAAGGGAAGACAGCAAGCCAGCCCACGGAAUUACCAUGACCGCCUCCGAUGCCGACCCCGUAAAGAUGGCCCAGGACCUCUCCUCCUCGUUGGAGGAGCUGGCCGGGCUCCUGGCACCGAUGAUGGGGAAGCCGCGCCCCGGCGACGACCGCGCCACCUUCUCCGGGUCGCUGAUCAACCCGGACCAGCUGUCGGUAGCCGACACGCUGUCCAUCAUUGCCAUCAUCAGCCGAUCCACCCACCUGCUUGCCCAGUCUUGCCUCCAGACUGCUGGCCACUCAACCACCGACCACCCUUCCAAUGAGGCUCUGGAGUCCCUCGUUGACUUCACCCAGAAACUUAAGCGUCAUCCUGCCCUGGCGGGGCGCCUGCCGGAGUUCCAGGAUCCCGCCGCUACCGAGGUGGCGGCAAGCAUCAUCUCCAACGAGCUGGAGCUGCCGAAGAAGCGGAAGGGCGCCUCUUCGGAGUCGGCUGACCAGAAGCGUAGCAAGAAGUCGGGUGACUCGGCCGAGUGAUCAGACACAUUAACCGAAAUACACUCAUGUGAUAUAUGCA
Messenger RNA from Fonticula alba, 642 nucleotides. RefSeq lists its product as hypothetical. Lineage: Eukaryota; Rotosphaerida; Fonticulaceae. The transcript has 3 exons. The coding region runs from base 123 to 602 and encodes 159 amino acids. The record is from RefSeq and is a predicted model, not a curated record.